Molecule: messenger RNA, 793 nt
Organism: Mastomys coucha (southern multimammate mouse)
Lineage: Eukaryota; Metazoa; Chordata; Mammalia; Rodentia; Muridae
Gene: Fkbp11
Product: FKBP prolyl isomerase 11
Exons: 6
Coding region: 123-659 (178 amino acids)
Biological process (GO): protein peptidyl-prolyl isomerization
Molecular function (GO): peptidyl-prolyl cis-trans isomerase activity
Source: RefSeq, a predicted model, not a curated record
AGGAGGAGCUAGCUCCUUGUAACCCGCCCAUACCAGUCUGGCCUGGAGUGAGACAACGGGUCCUGGUCGCGUGCACCCGAACAGCUUGCCCUGGUGCUCCAGAGCUCCGACCCAGUCCAAUCAUGACCCUGUGCCCUUUGCUCCUGCCGCUUCGGCUGUUGCUGCUGCUGCUGAUCAGUGGGGCGGUGUGCCGGGCUGAGGCUGGGCCAGAAACCGAAAGUCCUGUCCGGACCCUCCAAGUGGAGACCCUGGUGCAGCCCCCUGAAUCGUGUACGGAAUCCGCUGCCAUUGGAGACACGCUCCACAUACACUACACGGGCAGCUUGGUAGAUGGACGCAUUAUUGACACUUCUCUGACCAGAGAUCCUCUGGUCAUAGAACUUGGCCAAAAACAGGUGAUUCCAGGUCUGGAGCAGAGCCUUCUGGACAUGUGUGUGGGAGAGAAGCGAAGAGCAGUUAUUCCUUCUCACUUGGCUUAUGGAAAGCGAGGGCACCCACCAUCCAUCCCAGUUAAGGUCAACAUGAGCAUCCUUAGCUCGCUCCUGCCUUCUUCUGCCUUUUUUGAGGGAGCCCAACUUCACAUUUCAAACUGCCAGCAUCACCGCUGCCUUCUGAGGCCCAGACUCCCUGGUUUAAUCCCAAAUCAGAGCUCUGGAUAGACUACAGCAAUGCUGAUACCCACCCCACCCCAACUCACCCCCUCUCCAGCUGAUGCAGGGGUGCAUAUCCUAGCCCUCCCACCCCACCCCCUCUCCAGCCGAUGCAGGGGUGCAUAUCCUAACCCUCCCACCCC